AUGACAAGUAUCAAUGAACUCACAGUGGAACAGAUACAAGAAUUACUCGAACUUAGCCAACGACUCAAAGAACGAGAAGAACGGGCCGACAGAGAUACUCGCCCUUCACUCCCAGAAGAAAUUUACGACGAAUUGGAGCAAACUCCCAAUUCUGAACUCAAGAACAAGCUCAAACGCUUUGCUAUAGACACAAUCAAAUAUGAAGGUGGAAAGUGGACAAAAUCAGGGGCGAUCAACAACAUGUUUGGCCCCGAACUUAUAAAAUUCAACGUGGAUGCGACACAGACUGUGGCGGCCAUCCACAAAGGCGCAGAUAGACUACGAACAGCGUCAAGGGCAGCAGCUGAAAUGUACAGCGAUGUCCAAUGGAUUAUCAAUGAAGGAGGAAUUGAACAAGACAUGCAACACAUCCUGGAAAAAGUUAAACGUCUUACAAUCUAUGGCUUUGCUACCAGCAAAGAAUUGGAUGGAGACGCAAAAGAACUUACAACAAAAGCACUUCGACUCCCAACCUCUGUCCGAUACCUUGAAGACACAGAGGAAGAUGACAAGGAAUUGGUCUUCUCUCCCGAAAUUGUGGAAAAGAUCCAGCAAGCUCGAUAUGAAGACUCUCUCCUCAAGAGUGCAACAAAUAAGUCUUUUGGAGGAUAUGGAUUUAAGCCAAGAGGCCAACAUAGAGGUGGUUACAAAAACGAAGGACACCGAGGAGGUUCUUUUUUUGGAUGA
Mucor mucedo is the source of this 726-nucleotide messenger RNA. RefSeq lists its product as uncharacterized. The record is from RefSeq and is a predicted model, not a curated record. The transcript has a single exon. The coding region runs from base 1 to 726 and encodes 241 amino acids. Lineage: Eukaryota; Fungi; Mucoromycota; Mucoromycetes; Mucorales; Mucoraceae.